GAAGGAGGAGAGGGCGAAGAGGGAGAGGGAGCGGCUGGAAAAAGCCCGGAGGGAGAGGAAGGAGGAGGAGAGGAGGCACUGGGAGAGGAGGGAGCGAGAGAGGAGGGAGAGGAGGAGAGGCCACAACGAGGGGGGGAGGUCGUCCUUCAGGUCCGAGGGACACAAGCACGGCUCCUGGAGAGACGAGCGACACCACGUGGAGUCUGAGGCCAGGACGGCGACGGAGGAAGAGGACGAGUCUGGAGACUUCCCCUUCAACCUGAGUGACUUUGUGACCGUGGACGAAGUCGGAGAGGUGGCCGACCUCCCGCUGUCUCCCCCCGUUGCCAUGGAAACCUCAGAGGGAGGCGAGGAGGCCGCUACCAUGACUAACACUACCACCGUCCAACAGGAAACAUCUGGGGACACACCUGCCGAGGCCGUGACCGCGCUGAAGUCCGACGAGCCGAUGUCAGAGUCCGAACACGCGAGCGCUCCAUCGCUCGAGGCCUCGGGUCGUUCAGCGGAUCCGACGCCGGGUCCACAGACCGGCAGCCAAACACAAUCGACCGCACAUCAACCAGAAGCAGCUGAAGCCAACGCUGAGCCAGACGUUGCUCUGACGGAUCCCAGCGACCGGAGCUCAGAGGUGGAACCUCCUCCUGUUCUCCCCCCGGCAGCUUCAGCCGACUCCUCCUCACUGAGCCCGGCGGCAGGUGGAGUUAGUGCAGAUACUCGCGAGGACGGGCUCCUUAAUAAUGUAAAUAACGAGAAGGAGAAGGAGGAGAAGGAGAAGGAGGAGGAGGAGGCGACGGAUAAACAGGAGCAACAGGAGAAGACGCAGAACCAAGAGAACGCGGAGGUGAAAGAAGUUCCAGUAGAACCAGAAAAGCCAGAGAAAUCUGAAGACAACAGCAGCAACACUGGAGACGAGACGGUGAAGACCGAGUGUAAAGAGGAGGCUCCUACGAGGAAAGACCCGUCUCUGCCUCCGUUUGAUCCCAGUAACCCAGUCGGUAUGGAGUUCUUGGUUCCAAAGACGGGUUUUUUCUGCAAGGUGUGCAGUCGCUUCUUCAGCGGAGCCAAGGAGGCUGAGAUCAGCCACUGUAAAACCCUCAAACAUUACGGGAACCUGCAGAAAUACUUGGAGACGACGAAAGCAUCGAGUGCCAAGUCCGACUGCAGCUGAAUGUGGAUUGAAAACUCUUUGGCUCAACCUUUUGUUUUCCCUCUUGUACUGUAGCGUGUCCUCGUAUUUCACUAAAAAGGUCCAGAUUCUCAUACAGCUCUGGACUUAUUUCAUAAUCUGUCUCCAGUCCAAACACGACUACUUGUGUUUUUUCAUGUAGAGUCGAGGUGAAAGGAGCGGAGGCCUGUUCUCAGUUAACGGAGCGUUUUUUUCUGAACUAUCCGUAGGGUUUGGUUUUGGUUGUUACAUACAGAAGAAACGUUCAAAUAUUUUAGGGAGCUCACAUGAAUCUGGUCAUAUGUUGAAAGUGAAGCGUAAAUAUGUGCGACCUGUAUCAGAGUGGAUGGAUGGAGUCUGUGUAAGACAAAGAAAUAAACUCUUUGCUGCCUCUGA
This is a messenger RNA of Mugil cephalus (flathead mullet), 1561 nucleotides long. RefSeq names its product matrin-3-like. The transcript is spliced from 7 exons. Gene Ontology annotation, molecular function: nucleic acid binding; zinc ion binding. Lineage: Eukaryota; Metazoa; Chordata; Actinopteri; Mugiliformes; Mugilidae. Bases 329 to 1168 code for a protein of 279 amino acids. The record is from RefSeq and is a predicted model, not a curated record. Gene Ontology annotation, cellular component: nucleus.